AUGGCGUUAUCGGCGAUAAACCCAGCUUCGUCAUCGCAAUCGCCGCCUUCAACCGUUCGCAUUUCUUCCCUGUUCACCACCUUCAACGAAUCCUCGGUCUUUCAAUCAAAUCGACCAGAUCCUAUCAUGUGGGCUGCAAGGCCCCGGCCACCCUCUGCGCGAUGGCCAACUUCCACUCGAGCUCUCUCGAGCAUUCGCGGGCGCGGCGUACGGCGCGGUCCUCGCAACAGCAUCACCCGCCCAGAACCCAUUCCACCAGCUCGAAGAGAAGCAGAGACACCGUCCCAGUCAGAAUCUGCAAGUCCCCAACCGCAAGAUGCCGAAAAUCCUCACUACAAUCCCUCGCAAAACACACUCCUCUCACCUGUGCAUCUACCAGAAGACCCCAACGGCGUGCUCAAGUCGGCUCACCCAGCCACGAAUAUCCUGGCGAACUCGGGGCUUGUCAUCCAGCGACAGUUGGAGAUGAUGAAUGUUAUGAUUGGUUUCGAGCAAGCGAACAAAUAUGUUAUCAUGGAUGCGCAAGGAAAUCACGUCGGGUACAUGGCGGAACAAGAAAAGGGCAUGGGAAAUGUGAUGGCGCGCCAAUGGUUCCGAACACAUCGGAGUUUCGUGACGCAUGUGUUUGAUCGGCAUGAGAACGAGGUCCUCCGGUUCCACCGUCCAUUCUCUUGGAUCAACUCGCGAAUCCGAGUCUACGAUCCUGUGGAUGUCACUCCAAGCGCACACUCAUCCUCCACCGCUCUACGGGGUGUCUCUCCAGGCUCACUCGUUCAAGCUGGCGUGUCAUCAAACGCCCAAGUAUCGCCACUCAAUUUUGACGAAAUGCGAAUCAUCGGUGAAGCACAGCAGCAGUGGGCUCCCCUGCGACGAAAAUACAACCUCUUUACAUAUCACCCAUCCCCAAAUCCGGCGACGGACAUGGGCACCCAACGUUUCCCACUAUCCGAGUCUGAUUUGUCCCAAACGCAGCAGAUGCAACUCGCCCAGACAUCAGCCCAAAACGAGGGCGCAUACAAUCAGUUCGCCUAUGUCGACGAACCUUUUCUCUCUUGGGACUUUUCGCUUCUAUCCGCCGAGAACCGGCUGAUUGGAUCGGUGAACCGCAAUUUUGCAGGGUUCGCGCGCGAGUUCUUCACGGAUACUGGGGUUUAUGCGUUACGCAUGGAUUCAGCAGGGCUGAGAGACGACCAAUUGGCGCCCAGCCAGGGAACCUCGGAGGCUGGAAUGACUCUAGACCAGCGCGCGGUGAUGCUGGCCACGGCCGUGAGUGUCGACUUUGACUACUUCAGUCGCCAUAGCGGCGCGGGCGGUGUUGGGUUUAUGCCGCUCUGGUUCCCCGGUGUCGGGGGCGAGGCGGCCGCAGGUGGUGGUGCUGCUGCUGGAGGUGCCGCGGCCGGCGAAGCUGGAGCAGUUGGUGCUGGUGAAGCAGCCGCUGGGACUCUCGGUCGAGCCGGUGCUGCGGGUGGUAUGGCAGAUGGCGCGGCCGCGGGGGCUGCUGGCGCCGGGGCGAUGGCUGGGUAUGAAGCCAUGCAACGGGGUGUGUCCGGAGAUCAGAGUGCGCAGGCAUCGUCACCUGAACAACCUGGGGUGCCUCCAGCGGACCAUCCAGAACCCGGGCAGCCGGGAUUCUACGAAGAUGUGUGGCCGGAGGAACGACAGGAAGAUCCGUGGGGCCGCGACGAGGAAGAUCCGUGGGGUGGUGAUGAAUCCGGGGGAGACGGAGGCGAUGACUUUGACUGGUUUUGA
Messenger RNA from Penicillium riverlandense, 1749 nucleotides. RefSeq names its product scramblase family protein. Gene Ontology annotation, cellular component: plasma membrane. Gene Ontology annotation, molecular function: phospholipid scramblase activity. The record is from RefSeq and is a predicted model, not a curated record. The transcript has 3 exons. NCBI's taxonomy places the organism in Eukaryota, Fungi, Ascomycota, Eurotiomycetes, Eurotiales, Aspergillaceae. Gene Ontology annotation, biological process: plasma membrane phospholipid scrambling. Bases 1 to 1749 code for a protein of 582 amino acids.